AUGUCUAAUCUCAAGAAUUAUGACUCCAUCUUCUCUCUUGCAGGCAAGACUGCCCUGGUCACAGGCGGCUCCCGCGGUCUAGGCCUGCACAUGGCCAGCGCGUUCCUCCUCUCUGGCUGCUCCCUCGUCAUCAUCACAGCCCGGAAGCGCGAGGGGCCCAACGGCAUCGACCAAGCCGUCGAGAAGCUCAAUGCGCUCCCGGGGAUCCGGGGGAAGGCUGUGGGGAUUGCCGCCAAUGUCGCCAGCUCGGAAGAUAUUGUACGGCUUGUCGGUGAGGUUGAUGGGCUUGUUGGGGCCCGAGGGCUCAGCAUCCUCGUCUGCAAUGCCGGAGCUGCGUGGGGCUCCAAGUUUGAAGAUGCGCCUCCGAGCAGCUCUGUGAAGAUCCUGGACCUGAAUGUCCGUGGUGUUUUUGAGCUGACACAAAAAUCUCUGCCACUGCUCCAAAGGGCUGGAUCGGCAGAAGACCCCGCGAGGCUUCUCAUCAUCAGUUCUACUGCUGGUACCAAUGUCCCGCAUGUGGGAGAGCAUGGGACUAUUAUGUACUCGACAUCCAAGGCUGCCGCCAAUCAUCUUGGCCGUAAUCUCGCCGUCGAAUUGGGCCCGAGAAACAUCACCUCCAACAUCAUCGCGCCAGGUUUCUUCCCGUCGAAGCUGGCCCAAGGGCUGAUCAGCAAUCUGGGCGGAAUCGAGGAGCUGAGCAAAGACAAUCCUCUGGGAAGACUUGGAGAGCCUGAAGAUAUCGCUGGAGUCGCUGUGUUCUUGUGCUCGAGGGCUGGUGCUUAUGUGAAUGGCGUUGAUAUAUCCGUGGAUGGUGCUGCAAGGCUUUCGGCGGGGAGGCUAUCACGAUUGUAA
Messenger RNA from Clonostachys rhizophaga, 852 nucleotides. NCBI's taxonomy places the organism in Eukaryota, Fungi, Ascomycota, Sordariomycetes, Hypocreales, Bionectriaceae. The record is from the annotation of a GenBank genome assembly.